Messenger RNA from Schistocerca gregaria, 1025 nucleotides. It is a transcript of the gene mRpS17, whose product is annotated as 28S ribosomal protein S17, mitochondrial. Gene Ontology annotation, cellular component: mitochondrial small ribosomal subunit; ribosome. The coding region runs from base 133 to 615 and encodes 160 amino acids. Gene Ontology annotation, molecular function: structural constituent of ribosome. NCBI's taxonomy places the organism in Eukaryota, Metazoa, Arthropoda, Insecta, Orthoptera, Acrididae. Gene Ontology annotation, biological process: mitochondrial translation. The transcript has 3 exons. The record is from RefSeq and is a predicted model, not a curated record.
UCGAUUUAUGUUUUGUAGUUUGUUUACUACUGCAGGCUCAAGAGUAGUGGAAAGAGGGGUAUUUUGUUUUGGUCCGAACGGGUUGUGUUGUGCGAGUCCCGAGUGGUUACAGUUUUGUUAUUCUAGUAGAUAAUGGCAACAGGCGUUGUGAAUAGAUCAUAUUUAUUGCUGGGACAGUGUGUUCCCUGUGUAAAGCGAAAUGCGUCAAAAUUUAAAGUAAAAAGAAUGGAACUCGAUAAAAAUUUAUUAAUGUAUUUCAGGAAAGAUGAAUACAUAUAUGCACAUGACCCUGGGAAAAAGUGCAAGACGGGAGAUAUAGUUUUGAUACAACAACUACCACAGAAAAUGACAACCCUUAUCACUCAUGAAGUGAAAGAUAUUAUAUAUCCUCUUGGAGAUAUUACAGACCCAAUUACUGGCAAGAAAGUUGUUGCUGAUAAAUACAGGGAUGAUAUCAGCAGAGCAGCUGAACUUUUUGGAAAGAACGAUGAUGCCUUCUGUUACGAAGAUGCUCCAGAACGUGGAUGGCAGGAAGAUAGGAAAGAUUUCACACACAGGAGGAGUUACAUUAAAUACCAUGUAUAUGACAAUGAUAAUCAGCGUUACGCAGUUUAGUGCCAGAUUAUAAUUUCUAGUGUGUCUGCAGGUUGAGACUUCAGAAUUCAUGUACUAUAUGUGGUGAUUGUUGUUGCUGAUUCUGUGUAUUUCAUGUGUUUUCUUCCGUCUUUCACCAGUUUAAAUUUGCAGUAUACAAAUUUUGUCUUCACUAGCAGUUGUUAUUGUUUUAAUGCCAAUACAUUCAUUAUUUUGCCUUGUUUGAAUAUAUGGAGUGCAUAUAUAAUGAGGUGAUCUGUUUUUACAGUGAAAAUUCAGAGAAUUGUAGAUUUUUGCACUGUAAUGUAAUAAAUGUAAAUAAACUCUUUAGUUAUGUAAUACCUAUGUGAAAUAAUUCUAAUGUGAUGUAGUGGUAUUCCAAAACAAGUAAGAUGAAUGUUUUUUGUGGUUUAAUAAAUUAUUUAAUUCAA